Molecule: messenger RNA, 1344 nt
Organism: Trichosurus vulpecula (common brushtail)
Lineage: Eukaryota; Metazoa; Chordata; Mammalia; Diprotodontia; Phalangeridae
Gene: GSDMA
Product: gasdermin A
Exons: 10
Coding region: 1-1344 (447 amino acids)
Biological process (GO): pyroptotic inflammatory response; defense response to bacterium
Molecular function (GO): phosphatidylserine binding; phosphatidylinositol-4,5-bisphosphate binding; phosphatidylinositol-4-phosphate binding
Source: RefSeq, a predicted model, not a curated record
AUGACCAUGUUUGAAAAUGUCACCCGGGCCCUGGCCAGACAGCUCAAUCCCCGAGGGGAUCUGACCCCGCUGGACAGCCUCAUUGAUUUCAAGCGCUUCCACCCCUUCUGCCUGGUCCUAAGGAAAAGGAAGAGCACAUUGUUCUGGGGUGCCCGUUAUGUCCGCACUGACUAUACCCUCCUAGACCUUCUUCAGCCAGGGACCUCACCUUCAGAUCCAUCAGACACAGGAAACUUCUCUUUCAAGAAUUUGCUGGAUGCCCGCCUGGAGGGUGAAGUAGAUGUCCCCAAAACAGUGAAAGUCAAAGGGACUGCGGGGCUCUCACACAGCAGUACGCUAGAAGUUCAAUCUCUCAGUGUUUCCCCUAAAGCCCUGGACAACUUACAGAAGGAGAGGAAGCUCAUGCCAGAGCACUCAUUCCUAAAGGAGAUAAAGGAACGAGGGGAGAACCUGUAUGUGGUGAUGGAAGUUGUGGAAACUGUGAAGGAGAUCACCUUGGAGAAUGCUGGGAAAGCUUCGGGAUGCUUCUCCCUCCCCUUCUUUGCCCCUUUGGGCCUACAGGGAUCCAUUGACCACAAGGAGGCUAUCACCAUCCCCAAGGGCUGUGUCUUAGCCUUCCGAGUGAGGCAACUGGUAAUCAAAGGAAAAGAUGACUGGGACAUUCCCCAUGUGUCCAACGAGAACCUGAAAACUUUUCCUACUGAUGGUGAGAGCUCAGGAGAGGUGAAUUGUCUUCUAUUUUUUUCUGCAUACACAGCUGAAGUUCCAGAAAGUUUUGGGUCGCUUAAGAAAGAAGUGCAAAGUGAGGCCCAAGAGGUAGACAAGUUGAGCAGGGAAGGGCAGGCAUCACUACUCAAGUCCCUCCGAAGCCUUCUGGGGAAGAAACAAGACCUCCAAGACUUAGAGCUCUCGUUUGAAGAAGCUCUGAACAAGAGGCAUCCUGUGUCCCUGGAGGCCAGCCCAAAAGACAUUGAACUCUCCCAUGAUGUCGUGGAAGGCAUUCUCUAUUUCCUUGGAGCUCUGACAGAACUGACUGAAGCCCAACAUAAACUCCUAGCAAAGUCCAUGGAUAUGAAGAUCUUGCCUCUGCAGCUGAGGCUGGUGGAGAGUGUUAUGGAGCAGAACUUCCCAUGCACUGAGGAAGGUUUAUUUCCCCUGAAGCCUGAGCUACUAUCCUCCCUUGGGGAUGAGGAAUUGACCUUCACUGAGGCUUUGGUGGGGCUGAGUGGCCUAGAAAUGCAGAGAUCAGGCCUCAAGUAUAACUGGGACCCUGACACACUCCCCCAACUCUGUGCCCUGUAUGCCAGCCUCUCCUUCCUACAGUUGUUAACCAAGGACUCCUAA